This is a messenger RNA of Capsella rubella, 684 nucleotides long. Its product is annotated as B3 domain-containing protein At1g05920. NCBI's taxonomy places the organism in Eukaryota, Viridiplantae, Streptophyta, Magnoliopsida, Brassicales, Brassicaceae. The record is from RefSeq and is a predicted model, not a curated record. Gene Ontology annotation, molecular function: DNA binding.
AUGAGUUUGGGUCUGCAUUUACCGGCGGAUAAACAAAAUAUCCCCAAGACUGUGGAACAAAUAAGACAAGAGAUAUUAGAUAGAAUCUUUGAUCACGUCCCCAGAAGAAAAAGGACUUGUUACGAGUUCCUUCGCAAGGAUACAGAGCAACACCUUCCUUCUGUCCCACAAGAAGAUAAAGAUGCGAUAUUGAAGAGAAACAUCCCCAAAGGAAGAAAGACUACUUCUUGCGAAGACAAGACGCCGCCGGAAUGGCUUGCCCAGGUGAUGAGUCGCAUGAAAGGAGCUGGUGACCCGAAGCUAAUCAUAGAGAAGACUCUGGACUUGAACGAUGUUGAUCCACUCCUAAACCGUCUCUCGAUCCCUAUCAGCGACGUUAUCCAAAACGAUUUCUUGACGCUUGACGAGUCGAGAAUGAUUGAUGACGACGACAUCACUAACCAAGGGAAUAUGGGCGUGGCUGCGUUUCUUGUGGAUCACAGAACUAAAAGAUGGAAUGUAGAUAUGAAGACUAGUUCAGGGAGAAGCUACUGGAGUUUUGUCUUGCGUGGUGAAUGGAGCAACGCCGUUGAGACUAAUGGAUUGAAACAAGGCGACAAUAUCAGUCUUUGGUCUUUCAGGUCCAGUGAAAUCCUCUGUUUUGCCCUUGUUCAUCUGACUAGCUCUUUCUGUGUAGAUAAGUAA